AUGACCUGUGUCGGGAAGGAAAAUGGGUUUCUCAUAUACCAUGGGAGUAACUUUCUUAAACAACGGCUUCUGCUAUCAACGUUAAGUGGAAAAGCGAUCGAAAUACGGGAAAUACGGCCACACCGAGAGAAUAGUCCCGGUCUGCAAGAGUACGAAACGAACCUGCUUCAACUGCUGGACAAACUAACAAACGGUACGAUUACUCGAGUAGAUCGCGAUGGUUGUUCGUUCCUUUAUCAACCAGGACUCUUGUAUGGUGGAACAAUUCAUCAUGAUUGCAGUACCGAACGGGGCAUUGGUUACUAUCUGGACGUGUUGGUAGCACUUGGCCCGUUCUGCAAGAAACCACUGCAGGUCACGCUGACCGGUGUGACGAAUAGCAAAGAAAGCCCUUCGGUCGAUCAUAUCAAGGGUUCCGCCCUGCCCGCUCUGAAACGGUUCCUGCUCGUGGACGAAGGUCUUGAGCUAAAAAUACUCAAGCGCGGCAUGAUGCCGGGUGGAGGCGGUGAAAUCACAUUCCGUUGUCCCGUGCGUAAAUCGCUGAAAGCUAUCCAGUGCACGAAGCAAACGAUGGUCAAGCGCAUUCGUGGCACAGCCUACUGUUGUAAGGUUAGUCCCGCAAUGGCCAAUCGUGCUGUGGAGCAUGCGAAAGGAGUGAUGCUAAAUUUUCUACCCGACGUCUAUAUCAACACGGACCAGCAUAAGGGCAAGCGGUCGGGAAACAGUCCCGGGUACGGUAUAAACCUUGUGGCCGAAACAACCGACGGUACCACGUUUGCUGCGGAAGCUAUAUGCAAAACCAUGGAAGAGCAAGAAGGCAAUCCAUCCAUACCGGAAGAUCUUGGCCGCGAGGCAGCGAUGAAACUGUUGGAUGAGGUGUUCCGCGGUGGCUGUGUAGAUUCCGCGUUUCAGUGGCUGGUUGUGCUGUAUAUGGCGUUGGCACAGAAGGAUGUUUCGAAGUUUCUUAUUGGACCACUCUCACAGUAUACCAUUCAUUUCCUGCAGCAUUUGCGAGAAUUUUUCGGCAUUACGUUUAAGCUAGAGAAUGCGAACGGUGAGGAGGGUGAAGAGGCCCAAGAUGAUGAAGAGUUGUCCGGUUCCAACAAAGUCAUGCUGACCUGUGUCGGUGCAGGGUAUAGUAAUUUCAGCAAGCGGGCCAACUAA
Messenger RNA from Anopheles maculipalpis, 1164 nucleotides. It is a transcript of the gene Rtc1, whose product is annotated as probable RNA 3'-terminal phosphate cyclase-like protein. Gene Ontology annotation, cellular component: nucleolus. Gene Ontology annotation, biological process: ribosome biogenesis; endonucleolytic cleavage of tricistronic rRNA transcript (SSU-rRNA, 5.8S rRNA, LSU-rRNA). Bases 1 to 1164 code for a protein of 387 amino acids. The record is from RefSeq and is a predicted model, not a curated record. Lineage: Eukaryota; Metazoa; Arthropoda; Insecta; Diptera; Culicidae. The transcript is spliced from 2 exons. Gene Ontology annotation, molecular function: RNA endonuclease activity.